GUCGGCGCUAACGUGCAGACAGUAUGGCGGACGAUGGGGACGGCAGGAGUGGAGCAGCAGCGGGCGACACAAGCGGCGGGCAGGGCGCGACGAGCACAGAGGAGUUGGAUCCAGGGCCCGGUGUCGGCGGCAUGCUGCUUAACCUCAGCAUUUUACUCCUCGUGUUGGCCGUCUGCUACGGCGUAUACCGGCGGUGGCUGAGGCGGUCGGGCGCGGACGCGGCCGCGGGCAGUGAGGCCUCGCCUCUGCCCAAGAUGGGCAGGCGCGACUUUACCCUGGAGCAGCUGCGGGAGUACGAUGGGGUCCAGAACCCGCGCAUCCUCAUCGCCGUCAACAUGAAGGUGUUUGACGUGACCAGCGGCAGAAAGUUUUACGGACGCGAGGGUCCAUAUGGAAUCUUUGCAGGCCGGGACGCUUCUCGUGGUUUGGCUACGUUCUGUCUGGAGAAGGACGCUCUACGGGAUGAGUAUGACGACCUAUCGGACCUCAACGCAGUUCAGAUGGAGAGCGUCAGGGAGUGGGAGAUGCAGUUUAUGGAAAAAUAUGACUACGUGGGUCGUCUGCUGAAACCGGGUGACGAGCCGUCGGAGUACACGGACGAGGAGGACAUUAAGGACCAUCUGAAACACGACUGACGUGCUCCACCUGCACAGCGACCAAAGCCUGAGACUCAGACCGCUACCAUCCAACCAACCUGCCACUCAUAGCCCUAAUUACCACCUUUACCCCACUGCAACUAUCCCAGAUUACCCCUCUCUAUGGCAAGAAUAAAACUCCAGGCAGAAGUUUUGGUACUGCAACAGCAGAAAGCUUUCAGCAACAACAGAGCUCCAGAGCUCCAACCACUUACCCUGCUCUACUUGGCAGUGGUGAUGUUUUGCCACUUCCUGAUUGGGGUAAUAAAUCUAUACUUGCUUCAAGGUAUCCCUUUAUGCCUUGUUAAUAAACUCCUGCCUUAAUCCUUUCCUUUAUUUACCCAAGUGGUUCUCAGCCCCAGUCUUCUAGAGCCUGUGCUACUUAUCAAACCUGUGAUAAUUUGUGAGGGGAGUUUAGCACAGAAAGCUCAAAUUACAUGCAGUGCAGCAAGUUAGCCAGUUUAAACUAUACUGGAUCUCAACUGCACAUGUAUCAUAUAGUCACUUAGCAUGGACAGUAAUCUCCAUAACUUUCCCUGUGACUUGUACGGUGAAAGUUUCAUGCAAUAUUAGUUGCUUGAAACCUACGUGAAACUACUUUUGCACUUGAGUUGCUUAAUGUAGCUCAUUUGAAUCUCGCUGCUGUUUCAAGCAUCUCAGCUUCAUGGAACAAGUUAAGUUUGAAAGGAUUGAUUACAAACAGCAUCGGCUCGAUGUACAGGAAAAUGAAAGACGAUUUUUUGGACACUUGACUUAGCCUAACAGGGAGUUAACCAAGGGAUGACAAGAAACAAACGAAGGUUUCUCAAAGCUUGCAUUUCUGUUAACUAGCCAGCUGACGGUAACAGCUGUUCAAACUCUUCUCUCUUUUCAGUAGCCAGUCUUUCAUCCACACUUAGUUUAGCCCUUUAGUUUUUCUUAAUCAGUUGUAUUUACCAAUGUUUACACAGUGACAACUUGAAGAAUUUUGCGGAGAUGAUUAAAAAAUGCUACUAAAUAUUUCUCGUGUAGAUAAUUACAUGACCCAGAUUAGUUCAUAUUGUAAGAACGAUAUCAUAGAUCAGACAAUUUUAUUUGGCUCACUAGUGGAGUAACAGUGUUGGAUGCAACUGGUUGCAUGCAAGUUUCACCGUGUAAAGCCAGCCUUAGAAAAGAAAAGACAACACGUUGGCUCACAAUUGAGCUAAAAUAGUUAAUGGGCAGUUGCUUCAUUGGUUUUGAACACUUCUAUGUUCAAAAACCAUGUCAGAAUUGUCCAUGGUAAUUGAUUCAAGAAGAGAUCAGGCUGAACGGUGCUGGAGUAAAAGCCCACGGUGAGGAGGGAAGAGAUCAGGAAAUGUGCUUAUUGGACAGUCCUCACUUUGGGCUGAUGUUAUACAGCAAGUGAGGAAUCCUGCUCUGUGAUAUCAUCCUCCCUCCACCUGUGACUGGGCUUGAGAACCCCAUUGCUUUGCCUUUUGCAUUUUAAAAAUUUUUUUUAUUUCAUGGGCCCAUUGUUUAUGUUCCGUCCCAAUCCAUCCAAACUCAAAACUGAAGGUUACCUUUUCUCUCCUCCCUGGACUCGCCCCCUUCCCUUAAGCCCUGUGCCCUUGCUCCAUGUGCCCUAAGCCGUUAACUCCCCUGUACAGUGAAGCAACCCCGGGGCUUUUAAAUCCUGCACAUCUGCGUGUUUGGGUGACGGACUGAAAAUGUGAAAAGAUUUUUACAGAAAAAAAAA
Messenger RNA from Pygocentrus nattereri (red-bellied piranha), 2352 nucleotides. It is a transcript of the gene pgrmc2, whose product is annotated as progesterone receptor membrane component 2. Gene Ontology annotation, cellular component: endomembrane system; membrane. Bases 24 to 635 code for a protein of 203 amino acids. The transcript is spliced from 3 exons. Lineage: Eukaryota; Metazoa; Chordata; Actinopteri; Characiformes; Serrasalmidae. The record is from RefSeq and is a predicted model, not a curated record.